AUGUCGGCCUGUGCUAUCAGACCCCAGCAGAUACUGAAACGAGAGUUGUCGCAGCGGGAGUAUGAGUUUCUACAGGAAUGGGCACCUGAAUCCCUGAAGGAGUACACCCUCCCCACGGGCAGUCCUCCCAUGAACAGGAUGCCCCAGUACCAGACAAUGCCCAGCCAGCCCCAAGGCCUGAGCCCCCGACGCCCUAAGGUUCGAUCCUCAGUCUACGAGGAAUGGAAGUCUCAGACUUCGCACGGCAAGUCUGUGAACGAUUCUCCGCCCAUGCCAGCGAGCAUGGAGAACAAAGCCGACGCGACUGUUUCUCCUAGCAAGAAUGCCAGAGCCAAUAGCAAACAGCCUGGCAAGCCAUCAUCUCCCGUGGACGCAGAGCCUCGUCAUCAGGAGCCGCCUCGUCCUCAGCAGCCCAUCAAGGCCAUGGUCCCUAACGGCCACUACGCGAAGCCUACAGCGAGCGCCAACAGCCGCUCUAUGACAAGCCCAGCCGCCAAAGUAGCAUCUAAAGCCGGUGACCAACCCCACAAGAACAAGGGGACGGUGCCAUAUCGGAGACCACCUCAAGAUGUCCUGGUUUACACUGCUCCAAAUGGCUACCGGUUUCGGAGAGAUGAGUUGUCAAAAGCGUCCCUCGGGAUCAAGCAUCCCAACAAGCUUACGGUUUAUUUCCGGCCAAACUUUGUCGAGGACCCGUGGAAGGGCUUGAAGCCUGUUCUGAUUAAGCCCAAUCAGCAUUGGUGGUGA
Molecule: messenger RNA, 747 nt
Organism: Aspergillus ibericus CBS 121593
Lineage: Eukaryota; Fungi; Ascomycota; Eurotiomycetes; Eurotiales; Aspergillaceae
Exons: 2
Coding region: 1-747 (248 amino acids)
Source: RefSeq, a predicted model, not a curated record